Molecule: messenger RNA, 563 nt
Organism: Coccinella septempunctata (seven-spotted ladybird)
Lineage: Eukaryota; Metazoa; Arthropoda; Insecta; Coleoptera; Coccinellidae
Product: tubulin polymerization-promoting protein homolog
Exons: 2
Coding region: 43-531 (162 amino acids)
Biological process (GO): microtubule polymerization; positive regulation of protein polymerization; microtubule bundle formation
Cellular component (GO): microtubule
Molecular function (GO): tubulin binding
Source: RefSeq, a predicted model, not a curated record
UAGACUAUGCCAUAAAUCUGACAUCGAAAAUUGGGCAUUGUCAUGGGGGAUCUUGGCAAUCAAUUCGCUGCUUUCUCGAAAUUCGGGGAUUCAAAAUCUGACGGAAAAAAUAUCACCCUCACUCAAAUCGAUAAAUGGCUGAAACAGGCCCAAGUGUUCGACAAAAAAUUGACCACGACCGAUACGGGUAUUGAGUUUGGUAAAUUGAAGGCGAAAGUGAUAGACUUCAAAACUUUCAAUCAGUUCCUUGACAGCUUGGCCAAAGCGAAGAGUAUUCCAGUCGAUGAAAUCAAGAACAAAUUAGUGAACUGUGGAGCUCCUGGAACUCCUAAUACCACUCAGGCCGUCCAUGUUGGUGGUGUGGACAGAUUAACGGAUACCUCAAAAUAUACUGGAACACAUAAAGAAAGAUUCGAUGAGAGCGGAAAAGGAAAAGGUAUAGCAGGAAGAGAAGACAGAGCUGAUGAUUCUGGAUAUGUUUCGAAUUACAAAGGAAAGGAUACCUAUGACAAAACUCAUCCCAAAAACUAAAUAACCAACACCCCAUUUAUCUAAUUACAUCG